AUGCAAUGUAAAAGGUGGACCUUUAUUUCAGACAAGAGUGGAACAGAUGAUAAGAGCUCAGCGUCCAGUGCUACAACAAACACCAGUGGCAAUUCCAACACCGAAAAGGGGAGUGGUGAAGUCAAUGCUAUCCUCGAAGGUGGUCAGUCAACCUCUACUGGCACUGCAAGCGGUAAUGAACCCUGCAUCCUCCUAGUGGUUAAAUGGGGAGGCGAACUCACUGCAGCCGGUAGGCAACAAGCGGAACAAUUGGGCCGCGCUUUUCGUUGCAUCUACCCCGGUGGAGAUGGCAAUUAUGGCAAGAAUCCUGGUCUUGGACUCCUUCGGUUGCAUUCCACUUAUCGCCACGAUUUGAAAAUCUACGCUUCUGACGAGGGUCGCGUUCAGAUGACUGCUGCUGCUUUUGCCAAAGGCUUUCUUGCCUUGGAAGGCGAAUUGCCUCCUAUCCUAGUACAAAUGGUAAAGAGCGCAAAUACCAAUGGACUGCUGGACAAUGACAACGAUUGUCAUCAAUACCAACAGAUGGUGAAAAAACGAAUUAAGAAGGUUAUGUCCUACAAGGGUGUAUGGGGUGAAGAACAUCGACAAGCGCUGGCGCCUACAGGAGCGAAGUCUCUCCUUAAUGCAAUGGACUACGUUGGCAAUCCAACAGAGGCCUGUACUAAGUUAUUCGGCUACGUUCAGCGACUGGCAAAUCGCGUUGCAAUGCUAACAGCAAAUCUGCGGGAGCGAGAAAAGAUGAGUCUAUAUCACAAUGAAUCCUGGGAUUUGUUGCUACGUCGGUGGGGCAAAUUGGUUAAGGAUUUCCGUUCACCCAAUGGGGAUUACGAUGUCUCAAAGUUGCCUGAUAUUUAUGAUAAUAUCAAGUAUGAUAUUCAACACAAUCCAGGUAUUCUUAUUGAAUCAGAAAUGCUGGAUUUCUUCAGCCUCGCACGAGCACUUGCUGAUAUUGUGGUUCCACAGGUAAGAGUCAUCUUUCAUCUACUAGUAUAA
Messenger RNA from Hydatigera taeniaeformis, 993 nucleotides. NCBI's taxonomy places the organism in Eukaryota, Metazoa, Platyhelminthes, Cestoda, Cyclophyllidea, Taeniidae. The record is from the annotation of a GenBank genome assembly.